AUGUUCUCUAACAACUCCCGUUCAAACCUCUCCUCCAAACAAGCAACUCAAUUCCAAGAUGAAAUGGAUUUAGAAAACAAUACAACAUCACCUAAAUCUCCAACAUUAUUCAAUCAAUUACGUCAACGUGGUGGGACUGGUGAUGAACCUGGUGUUGACGUGAGGAGUAAAAGGGAUGAAGAAGCUUAUGGACAUUUAAAAGGACCUACUAGGGUUACUGUUGUUGAUUAUUCUUCUGAUCCGGAUGAGGGGACGGAUGUGAGGGUUGGUUUUCCUGGAGGAAAGUUGGAUGAAUGGUUGAAUUUGAAUGGUGUGAAGAUGGGUGAAGGAAGUACUCAAAAAGGAGUUAGGUGGAUUCAUAUUGACGGUAUAAAUUGGGAAGUCGUCAAAACACUUACACUUCGUUUCAAUCUUCACCCACUGGCCGUCGAAGACGCGUUACGAGCUACCAACUCCCCUCGAUCUAAAUUAGAUUUCUACAAAUCCCACAUGUACAUGCAACUUCUCAUUCAACACACUCACCUCUCCGACGAAAAUACUAUAGCCGCCGAGUCGGAAACGAUGAAAGACGGACAUUUAUCCAAAAUGUUACAUGAUUCUUCCGCGGGGAAAAAGGGAUGGUUUGGAGCUGUCACAGGAUCACAAUUGCAAUUGCCAGAAGGUGUGGAAGGUGUUUUCGAACCUGUUGUAGCGGGUACUAGGUUACAAGAGGAACAGUCGCCCUAUCAGAAAGCCGCGCAUAGACUCACGGUGGAUCAUCUGAGUGCCAAGUAUAUGGUCCCCGUCAGAAGAGGCGUAUUGAGUGUGUUCAUGACUCGAGACAACACGCUCAUCUCCAUGUGUCGUCGACCUAUUCAUGAGGCUUUAGAACCUAUUUAUCGCAGAUUAGAGGAUGAUCAAAGUCUUUUGCGUCGGUCAGGGGAUGUCAGUAUGUUAGCUCAAGCCUUGUUAGAUGUUUCUGCCGAUUUAGCCAUUGAAAUUUCUCAAACUUUCGAAUCUGAAAUUCUCAAACUCGAAGCCUCCGUCUUAGUCGACCCUCAAAUGGAAACCGUCAGACAUUUACAUAUUCUCUCUUCUCAACUAAUCCGUCUUCGUCGUUCCAUAUCUCCUCUGUUACACGUAUGUUACAUCAUCCGAGAUCAAGAUGUUCAAAGAGCCGCAGCCGCAGCAGCUAUGGCAGGACAUCGUUCAUCAGAUCGAGGCACAGGUCAAAACUCUCAUCCUUCUCGGGACACCCUUCAACCUCAAGCAGCGCCAUGGUUAUCUUCCCUCGAAGUCCCAUCUAGACCUGUAUCUCCAGGAAUGGAGACUGGUAGCAUCAGAUCCUUCAUUCCUCAAAACCCAGUACCUUUUCAAGGACAAGGAGUGGGACAAAGUCAACAAGGGUUUUUCUCACCAAUGUCAAAGGUUUAUAUCGGGGAUGUGUUGGAUCAUUUGGAACUUAUAGUUGGAUCGAUGGAUCAGUUUGUGGCGACUUGUGAUCAUUUGACAGAUUAUGUUUUUAACGCAUUAAGUUUUGAAACUAAUGCUUCGAUGGAAAGACUGAGUAUCGUCACAGUGGUUUUCCUUCCGCUCACCUUCAUCGCCAGUUAUUUUGGGAUGAACUUUGACGGCUUCUCCGAACUACACGGCUCCGUGAGCUACUUCUGGAAGGUCGCUAUACCGUGCACUCUCGGAUUUUUCAUCACAUUUUCAUUCUCUUACCUCCGAACUGGUGCCGAAACAUUAGGUAGGAAAUUGUUCAGAUGGCAGAGGAUGCGGAUGGUAGAAUAUCGACUUCGUGGUCGACGUGGGAGCGCGCAGAGUAAGACGGAUAUUCGACGGUGA
Molecule: messenger RNA, 1827 nt
Organism: Tremella mesenterica DSM 1558
Lineage: Eukaryota; Fungi; Basidiomycota; Tremellomycetes; Tremellales; Tremellaceae
Exons: 12
Coding region: 1-1827 (608 amino acids)
Biological process (GO): metal ion transport; transmembrane transport
Cellular component (GO): membrane
Molecular function (GO): cobalt ion binding; cobalt ion transmembrane transporter activity; magnesium ion binding
Source: RefSeq, a predicted model, not a curated record